AUGAGUGCUAGGUACAGUCUCGCAGAACUGGCGCAGAGUCUCAUCGAACACGGUCCUAGCAAAGCUCUCCAAACAUCUCGCAGGAUCCGAGCCAUUCAUAAUCACAUCACUGUUGUUGAUACUACCAAGGCCGUAUAUGUCUGGGAACACGACAACUUUCCCACAAUUUACGUACCUUUGGUGGAUAUCAGAAACGGAAAACUAGCUGACAAGCAGAACAUCUCGGUUGAGCUCAAGGAGCGCGCAGCAAUCUCCCAGCUUAUAGUACCAGCUCAUGAUGUCCUUGAAGAGAAGAAAGUUGAUGGAGUCCUGAGAUUCUUUCCGGAUGUGACCCUUGGACCACUGUCCGAUCUAGUGCGAAUCGACUUUCGUAGCAUAGAUCAAUGGCUGGAGGAAGACGAACCCAUCUUUGUACACGCCAAAGACCCUUUCAAACGUGUCGAUAUCCUCCGCUCUGAGCGCCCUAUUGAGGUUCAGGUUGGUGGUAAAACCGUUGCCAAGACUGAAUCGUCGAUGCAUCUCCUAGAAACAGGUCUACCAACGCGUUACUACUUACCUCUUGCCUCCGUCGACCAGGCUGUUCUCAGAAAGAGCAACCUCAAGACCAAGUGUCCUUACAAAGGCGAGGCUGAAUACUAUCACGUCGUGGUGGAUGGAAAGACGCAUGAGAAUUUGGUCUGGUAUUACAAUCACCCAACGCAUGAGAGCGGUGCUAUUGCGAAACUCUUGUGCUUUUAUAAUGAAAAGGUCGAUAUAAUUUUGGAUGGGGAAUUGUUGGACCGUCCCAAGACAAAGUUUGCUUAA
Messenger RNA from Fusarium poae, 804 nucleotides. RefSeq lists its product as uncharacterized. NCBI's taxonomy places the organism in Eukaryota, Fungi, Ascomycota, Sordariomycetes, Hypocreales, Nectriaceae. The coding region runs from base 1 to 804 and encodes 267 amino acids. The transcript has 2 exons. The record is from RefSeq and is a predicted model, not a curated record.